Desarmillaria tabescens is the source of this 1297-nucleotide messenger RNA. RefSeq lists its product as uncharacterized. Gene Ontology annotation, cellular component: nucleus. Lineage: Eukaryota; Fungi; Basidiomycota; Agaricomycetes; Agaricales; Physalacriaceae. The coding region runs from base 16 to 1203 and encodes 395 amino acids. The transcript has 5 exons. The record is from RefSeq and is a predicted model, not a curated record.
UUCAGCUCGUCCUGAAUGGCGCACACCGCAAAGUCCAAGGCCAAGGGCAUUAGUGCCAGUUCAUUCCUGGACCUCAAGGCUGAGAUUGCGAAGAAGGAAGAGGAAUUCUCUAGGAAGUCGUCCUCUGGUAAGAAAUCGCCCAAGCCGGAAAAGAAACCCACAGUAUGGGCUAGGAAGAACAAGGGGGUCAGCAGUCGUGCUGCAAGAGACAUCGAACUGGAGGCUGUCAGCAAACCUACGCUUGAUUCGGCACGAGCGGCGCUGGAACGCAAGGCGAAGAUAUAUGACAAAUUGAAAAAAGGGAAGAGCGGAGGAUUGAGCGAGAAGCAGUUUGAUGCCCUUUUGGUUGACUUUGACUACAAGCCACCUGAAUGGGAAGACGAUGAAGAUGAUAUCGAUGAAUCGUUAACAGUUCCUCAUGCACCGGAUGACGAAAAUGAUCCUAUUAUCGAGUACGAAGAUGAGUUUGGACGUAUACGGACUGCUCCGCGGUCUGAAGUACCAAGAGAACUCCUCCCUGGCGUCCGUUCAGAAGAGGUAGACGAAGACGAGGACAUAAUCAUCCGCAACCCUGUCAACCACUUCCCAAUAUACACCCCAUCCGCAGACCGUGUCGCCGAAAUCGAGAAAAUGCACGCAGAGGAGAGCAAUCCCCUCGGGGUGCAUUAUGAUGCCACGAGCGAGGUCCGCGCGAAGGGUGCUGGUUUCUAUCAGUUUUCGGGUGAUGAAGAAACACGGCAGAAACAGAUGGAAGAGCUACGGGCGGCACGAGAGAAGACACAAGUUACACGACAAGAACAGGGAGCGGCGGAUGUCAGUGUCGAGGGUAUGGUCGCUAGUGGGAGCAGUACUGGCGAAGGCGUUGGAAAAGGUGUGGAGAAGAGGAAAAGAGAAAUCGAGGAACGGAGAAGGAUGAUUGAAGCUAAACGACGCAAGCUGAAGGGCGAAUCUGCGGUUGUCGAUAACUCGGCAGCAACAACUACAGCGGUUUCCCGCAAAGAUGAUGAAGAAACAGUAAUAUUUGUGGCAGGAGCACCAGAACCCGAGCCCGACAUGACCCCAGAUCCGUUUGCAGCCUUUGAACGUCAGCAAGUUACAGAGAAGAGCCGGAGUAAAGGCAAAGGAAAGAGCAGGUCGGAUGAGGCGGAUGCGUUCCUCGCGUCUCUGGAGAAUGAGAUUCUUCAUAGAAAGAAAGGGAAAUGAUGCUUCUCCACCAACCCAGCGUGUUGGUGUGAUUCCGCUCACAGCCCUUAUGCUGCACAAAGACUUUGACAUCCUUUCGGGGUGGAUCCCGUUG